Messenger RNA from Lachancea fermentati, 1083 nucleotides. The record is from the annotation of a GenBank genome assembly. Lineage: Eukaryota; Fungi; Ascomycota; Saccharomycetes; Saccharomycetales; Saccharomycetaceae.
AUGUCUUAUCCCGAAAAGUUUCAAGGUAUUGCUGUUGCUGACCACAAGGAUUGGAAGAAUCCUAUAAAAAUUGACUAUGAACCCAAAAAGUUCUAUGACCAUGACGUGGACGUGGAGAUUGAUGCAUGCGGAGUUUGUGGAAGCGAUAUCCACUGUGCUGCUGGGCAUUGGGGCCAAAAAAAACUGCCCUUGGUUGUUGGUCAUGAAAUCAUUGGCCGUGUUGUUCGUGUAGGUCCAAAGUGCCACACCGGAGUUAAAAAAGGUGACCGUGUAGGAGUUGGUGCGCAAGUUUACGCUUGUCUGGAUUGUGAACGCUGCAAAAGCGAUUAUGAAAAUUACUGUCCAGAUUUCGUUACCACCUACAGUCAGCCUUACAAGGAUGGUUAUGUUUCUCAAGGUGGAUACGCAACACAUGUUCGUGUGCAUGAGCACUUUGUGAUCCCAAUUCCGGAAAACAUACCCACACACUUGGCUGCUCCGUUACUAUGUGGUGGUAUUACCGUCUUCUCCCCACUAUUGAACAAUGGAUGUGGACCCAACAAGAAAGUGGGUAUUGUGGGAAUUGGUGGUAUUGGCCACAUGGGUUUGAUUUUCGCCAAGGCCAUGGGAGCUGAAGUAUAUGCCAUUUCUCGUUCUUCAAGAAAAAAGAAGGACGCUCUCGAGUUAGGCGCCGACCAUUUCAUCGCAACUAAGGAGGAUCCUGAGUGGUACAAAAAAUUCUCCAGCACAUUGGAUCUAGUGGUCGUAUGCGCUAGCUCGCUGACUGACGUAAAUUUUGACGAGUUGGUCAAGGUCAUGAGAAUACCUGGAAGAAUUCUGUCAAUAUCUGUUCCUGACAAUUCAGAAAGGUUGACACUGAAACCGAUGGAGUUGCCUGGUGUUUUGAUUGGCAACAGCUGUCUAGGUUCACGCAAGGAGCUUUUAGAACUAUUGAAGCUAGUUUCUGAGAAGAAUCUAAAGAUCUGGGUCGAAACGCUACCGAUCUCUGUGAAAUCAGUUCAUGAGGCCUUCGAUAGAAUGGAUAAAGGUGACGUUCGUUACCGCUUUACAUUCAUAGAUUAUGAUAAGGAGUUUAAGCGUUGA